Molecule: messenger RNA, 1167 nt
Organism: Melampsora larici-populina 98AG31
Lineage: Eukaryota; Fungi; Basidiomycota; Pucciniomycetes; Pucciniales; Melampsoraceae
Exons: 9
Coding region: 1-1167 (388 amino acids)
Source: RefSeq, a predicted model, not a curated record
AUGGAUAUGAAUAUGGAUGAUCUGUUUGCAGAUGAUACGCCCAUGGAGGAAAGCCAGUCUGACUUGCUCCCUUCACAGAACAAGCCUUCCAUACGCCCAUCGCGAAGUGCGAUUUCGGUCACCGCGGAAUCACCCCAGACAGUCGCUGCAACCCUAUUCCGCCCGCCCCAACCACGUAACACACCUGCAUCAGUGUCUUCACGCACACCCGCUGGCCGCAACAGGGUGAAGACAUUUGCCAACCUUCUUAAACUCACCAAGGAUAAUCAGGAAAUCUUACAGAAGAUGAUUGAUAAAAGUAGUCUUAGAAGUGACCUUCUCACCUCCCUCUUUGGGCAGAACACACUGCCUGGCGAAGAAUACUUAGGAACGCUCUCGUACUUGGUUUUUGCUUGUCAAGAAGGCAGAGCGGGGGGAUCCGGGUUAAAGUGGGUAGCUGGUCGGGUGAUCCGAGAUUCUCUCAAGGACCAGGUGGCCGAGUUCGUCUUCCGGCCUGACAUUCAGGCCUUCAGCAAGAGCGUGGCCGAAGAUCACACGACCAUGUUUCAGAGCCUAGAGGUUCUUACAUUUAACUUUGUCAAGACUCUCAAGCCCGAUUUUGUAGAGGCUCACUGUCCUGGCGAUUAUAUCGCCGGUGAGGCAUGUAUUCCAGGUGCUGCGAUGUACCUGUUUGUCAAGGAGAUUCUCAAGAACCAGCGCUCCAAGGUACGCUCAGCGCUUCUCACAAACAUCCUCGGGGUUAACGAGACCAGUGUGCUCAAGGUGCCCGCAGCCAAAUCGAUGUUACUUCAGGUGGGUCGAACGUUUCUGCCCCACGUACGAGCCUUGGAGGACCAUGAGGUCUUGCCGAAACUGGGCCGUCCGACAGUGAUCAGAAUGAUUUUCAUGCGUUGCCAAUGGACGCUCAUGGACGAGGCGCUUGCGGAACUGCGCGCUAGACCCAAUAGCAAUGCAAAUUUAUACUUUGCUACAGUCCUGCGUUAUGACCGAGACGUUUUCGAUGGUAAGCGUACAUGGGCGACUAUCAAGGCGUCUGUCAAACUCCCAGCCCCUUUUGUGGAUCAAGUCCUAGCAUCUGUUCAACCCCAGAGUGGCUCCGAAGUCAUUGGUAAUGUUUUAGACGGGUCUGGUAAUCAGGCUACGGGGGAAGAAUUUGAGGAGGAGUGA